Molecule: messenger RNA, 981 nt
Organism: Eimeria necatrix
Lineage: Eukaryota; Apicomplexa; Conoidasida; Eucoccidiorida; Eimeriidae
Exons: 2
Coding region: 1-981 (326 amino acids)
Molecular function (GO): RNA binding
Source: RefSeq, a predicted model, not a curated record
AUGACGGGGGCCAUUUGCCACGGGAGAAGAAUUCGAGUUAAUAGAUCUCACAGCAGCAAAGCUGUGGGGGGCCCCCCGAUGGGGGCCCCCCUGGGGGCCCCCGGAAACCCCGCGCUGCAGGGGAACAGUCUCUUUCGAGCAGCAAUGCACAAGAUAUAUAGUGCAACAGCAAAAGAGGCGGAGAGAAAAGCUGCUGCUUGCUGCAGCUUGUCUGCUGCAGCAAAGCGGAAGCGGGGCGCGUGGGGCGCAGCAGCAGCAGCAGCAGCAGCAGCAGCAGCAGAGCCGCCGAAGCUGGUGGUGCGGGGCCUGGACUGCAGCAGCUGCAGCACGGAAGAACUGGAGAGACACUUCAGUCCUUUUGGAGAAGUUCUCCAAAUAAGACUGUCUCCAAAUGGAAAAGCAACUUUAAUAUUUGCUGAUGCUGCUGCUGCAGUGCAUGCGCUGCAGUGUAUGGACGGCGCAGCAGUGGGGACUGCUCGGGUGUCUCUCGAGCUCCAGGGCGAGCUGCCUCCCGACUGCGCUGCUGCUGCUGCUGCUGCUGCUGCUGCUGCUGCUGCUGCUGCUGGGGGGGGGGACGCCGCUGGCUGGCGCGCCGGCGGCGAGCAGCAGCAGCUCGCCCUCGAGCAGCAGCAGAUCCAGCAGCAGCAGCUGCUGCGCCAGCAGCAGCAGCAGCAGCAGCAGCAAGCCGCCCAGUUCACGCACGCAGAGGCUGUGGGGCGCUGCUGCAGCAUGGAGCGGCACGCGUUUGCUGCUGCUGCUGCUGCUGCUGCUGCUGCUGCGCCGUGUCAGCAGCAGCUGCCGACAGACGCAAGGGGACACUUCGUGCUGCAGCACGUCGAAGACGAACUUGCUGCUGCUGCUGCCUUCUUAGCAGCAGCAGCAAAAGUGCAGCUGCAGCAGAAGGUGGCCCGGGGGCUGCUGCUGCAGCCGCAGGAUCUCGAGUGUCUGUACACCUCAGAGCCCGACUCUUGCUGCUGCUGA